Messenger RNA from Scutellospora calospora, 1134 nucleotides. Lineage: Eukaryota; Fungi; Glomeromycota; Glomeromycetes; Diversisporales; Gigasporaceae. The record is from the annotation of a GenBank genome assembly.
AUGUUGUGUAAUGGAGCUACACCAUUAGAAGUUUUUAAAUAUAAUAAGGAUAAAGUUUUAUAUUCGAAUAGUUAUCCGAAUAUGGGUAAGAUAUAUAAAGAUUUGGAAAAUGAAAAAAUAGAAAAAAGAGGUGGUAGGUUUUGGCGUCCUGUAACGAUUUAUAUUUAUGGACCAGGUGGAUGUGGAAAGACAAGUUUUGUUAAAAAAUUAUUUGGAAAGGAAUUAUAUGAUAAACCAGAAAAGGGAAGAGGUACUAAUUGGUGGAAUGGAUAUAAAGGACAAGAAUUUAUUCUUUUGGAUGAAUUUUAUACUAAAAUUGAUUGGGGUAAUAUGGUAAAUUUAUUGAAUGAUGAACCUAUUACUGUUCAGGUAAAACAUGGUUUUGUACCUAUUAUAGCCAAGUAUAUUAUUUUAACGAGUACGAGACCACCUAUAGAAGCAUAUAAUUUCAAACCAAAAGAUAAUAGUGAUGAUGAUUGGAAUAAACGUGAUUUUAGACAAUUUGCGAGAAGAUUAGAUUAUGUUAUAGAAUUUACAGUAGGAUGUUGGGAUGAUAAUAUUGAAAAAAGAACUACGGAUAUUUCUUUUAAAACUACAGAUGUAGAAGGUGCAAAUUGGAGAUCUGAAAAAGAAUUUCGAUCGAUGGAAUGGCCAGUAAAGUAUAAUAAUGAUGAAUAUGAUAUUGAUGAGAUAGUGGAGAUGGGUGAGAUGUUUACUGAAGGAAUAGAGGAUGCUCCAUCGGGAAAAACUCGAAAAUGUUAUGAAUUAUUUGAUUCUAAAUAUAUUUCACACAAUACAGAAAAAAUAUUUUUAAGACCUAAAUAUCUUAAAGAAUACGGUAAAAAAGUUAUUAAUCAUAUGAUUCAUCCUAAAUUUACAAAAAUACCAAAAUCGUAUUUUAAUAAGUUUGAUAGUAGAUAUAUCAAAUUUGUAUAUCUUGAAACAGUAUUUUCUAUGGAUUAUUUUAAAAAGAAUGUAAUUAAUGAAAAUGUUGAUUAUAUCAUUAAAUUUAAUAGAAGAUAUGAUGAGAAUGGAAAAAUUAUAUCUGGAGAAAAUAAAAGGGAUUAUGAGUUUGAAAGGGGUGAUGAGAAUAGUUUAAAGGAAUUAAUUAGAAAAGAAUUUAGUAAUGAAUGA